AUGCGGGCCGAGGGGGCGUCCUCGUCUGAGAAGGCAGAGGUGAGCGUCUUACGGAGCCCACUGAGCCCCCACACGUUCAUCGAGCACAUCGACGCAGCGGGGCAGCGCCUUGUCACGCUGCUGUCGUCGCGCUACCCCACCGACGUGACAGAAGCCGUCAGCGUCGUCGUGGCGCUGCGACAGCGAGAAGUGCCGGCAGCGGCGAGUGCAUUCGACAAGGUCCUCGGGUUGGUGUGGAGCCGCCAGUCGUCCAUCAAGGACGCGGCGGUGGACGCUUUCAACAGCAUGUACCUCGAGGGCAGGGACACUGCCACUGCGGUGCGCUCGCUGCUGCAGAUGUACCAGUCGGGGUGCGACGGGGGCAGCUGGACGUACACCCACCUGGCGAGCGUCCAGGAGCUCAUCCAGCAGGCUGCCGAGAAGGAAUACAUCGACGCGAAGCGGGCCAUCCCUGAGCUGGUCACCGCACUGAAGGGCCCGUCGUGCGACAUGGCCCUGCGCGCCCUGACUGCCCUAGGAGCCGCGGCCGCCUCCGAGGCGGCCACAAUGCUCCCGCGCGUCAAGGAGGCCGUGGGCCCCGGUGGCGCCUGCUGCGGCGCGAACCCAGCGGAACGGCUGGAGAGGGCGCGCCUGCUUUGCCAGCUGCUGCAGCGGCUCCAGACCUGCGCCAAGGUGUCCUUCAAGCCCGAGGUGGAGAGCUGCCUGUGGGACCUGUCCGCUCACGCCACCCGACUCGUUGUGGAGUCGUUCUCCCGAGACACCGUGCCGCCCCAGUGGUUCGGCGCCGCGCAGUCUGCGAUGGACUUGUCGUUCGACCUCGCCAUGUCGCUCACGCACCACACGGACCCGAUACAGAGGUGUCCCGACAAGCUUUGGGAGCAGAUCCUGAGCCGCAUGCUCUUCGGCAUCCUGCCACAGCAGGAUCUGGCGACGACGCCGGAGGACGGCGCGGAAGGAGGCGAGGACGCCACGGACGCCGUGGUACCCACGCCGCAGCCUGGCGGGGCCAUGGUGAGCGGCAUGCAGAUCGGCUGCGCCGUCUUCGUCGCGGGCCACCUUGGCCUGCGCACGCUCGUGCUGCUGGAGGGCCUGCAGUCAGCGCUGAAGCGCAAGCGCCUUCAGGAGGAGGAUGCUCGCAUGGCUGAGGCACGCGAGGAGAAGAAACAGAAAAAGGAAAAGGACAAAAAGAAGAGCAAAGGCAAGGGCAAAGGCAAGGAGGAAGAGGACGAGGGCGGCGGCGGAGAGGCCGCGAGCAUGGGGCAGGCUGGCCAGGAAGAGCGCGAGGCGGAGGCCUUCCAGGAGAUCGCCGAGAACGGGCUGCUGUUCGGCAGGAGGAGUCUGCUCGACAGGGUGAAGCCCCUGAUCUUCCAGUGCAUGCUGGAUCCAACCAUGCGCAGCGACGUCACAUUGCGCAGGUUGGGCGCCCUCAGCCUCUGCAAGUUCAUGAUCAUCUCCAAAAGGUUUUGCGAGGACAACUUGAAGUUGCUCUUUUCCAUCCUCUUCCCAAAAGGCAAGAGCACCAGCGUGCUGGCCGGCGGGGACGCCGCGGAGGUCGAGUGCGGCGGCGCUUCUGCGCUUCUCGAGGACAUGACCUUGCGUCAGUCUCUGCUCGUCGCCGUCGGGGACCUCCUGUUCCGCCACCCGAACACGGUGGAGCCCUGGUCGACCAAGCUCUACGCCACGCUGGCCGGCGCCACCGAGGGAGAGCCCGAGCAGGCGGCGCAGAUGCGCCUCACGGCUCUGUUGGUGCUGACGCACCUCGUGCUCAACGACAUGAUGAAGCCACGCUCCGUCCUGCUCGUCCGUGCGCUGUGGCUGACGGCGUGCCCCCACGAGCCCACGGCGCGGGUGGCGCGCAUCCUCUUUUCGGAGCUCGCCAAAAGGACCACCAAUGUGAUCUAUAACUUGCUCCCCCAGAUCAUCACGAACCUGCCCAACCACCAGGAGGCCGCCGGCCAGGUGAGCGGCGGCGCGGAGGGGCGGGUGCAGUACAUCAUGCAGUUCGUGGAGAAGGAGAAGCACAUCGAGGGGCUGAUUGAGAAGCUGACGCUGCGGCUCGAGCAGGCGGCCAACGCGGCAGGUGGCUCCGCCGCGGCGGCGGCCGCGGUCGUGGCCGCCGACACGCAGGCGGCGGAGACGCAGCUGGACGCGGCUGCGGACGUGCAGGAGGGCACGGCGGCCGCGUCGGUGAGCUGCUUGUCGCACGCGAUCGGUGCCAUGAACUACUCGGACCGCACCAUUCUCCGCCUGCACGACGCCGUCGUUGUCCGCAAAGCUGUCAACACGGCGAUCUCCUACCACAGCGUCACGCGUGAUUGCUUCAUGAGCAUAGUG
Messenger RNA from Prorocentrum cordatum, 2334 nucleotides. NCBI's taxonomy places the organism in Eukaryota, Dinophyceae, Prorocentrales, Prorocentraceae. The record is from the annotation of a GenBank genome assembly.